AUGGGUCUCAAGGAACGCUUUCCAACGGAUUAUCCCUUGUAUGCCAUUUCCACCUUAGAUGAUCAUCAUAUCGUAUUAGCUGGUGGUGGUGGUUCUGCGCGUACAGGAGUACCAAAUGCUUUGGAAAUUUACAACUUAACAAAAGGUAGCGGCAACGCUAUUCAAGCAGAACCGGUUUGUCGUUAUGAUACAGAUCCGGAAGCAGUAAUGAAUAUUGCAUUGCAUCCCAAAGAGCGCGUGAUUGCAUGUGGAAUGUCUGAAAAGUGUCAACUCUUAUCUAUAAGGCAAGAUACUCGAAUAAAUGAAUCCAACGAGACGGUGAGGAGAAGGGGAGACGGAAAUGAUAGAGUAUUCUCACAAGUCAGUAAGAAACUUCUCCUUGAACCUGGAUUGACUGUUAGAACUGAUUUCAACGAAGAUGGCCCCAGACAAAAGAUUGUUCUAUUUACUCGCUACGGAUUAAGAAUGAUUACUGGUGGAAUGGAUGGCCAUAUAAGGAUAUGGAAGUAUCCUGACUUGCAGUUGCAACUGGACAUUGCAGCUCAUAGUGGCGAUAUUGAUGAAAUGGAUGUAAACGAAACCGGAACAAGGAUUGUAUCUGUUUCUCGUGAUAAUCACGUCUAUGUAUGGAAUUCUACCAAUGGUGAAAGAGUAUCCGAACUGACCAUCAGUUUCUCUAAAGCUAAAGGCAAAUAUAUUGCUAGAAGUUGUAGAUUUGGUACAGCCGUAGGAGCUACUGAGAGCCUUUAUACCGUUCACAAUCCCUUAUCUAGUAGUAGCAAGGGUGCAUGUUACUUAGUAAAAUGGAAUGCUGAUGAUUAUCACCCUUUAAAAUACAGAGCUAUUGGAGCUGAACGUGCUACGAAAAUGGUGAUCAGUAACGAUGGGCAUUUUCUUGGCCUUGGCACUUCCGAGGGAAGUGUUUUGAUUUGUACAACGUUUAACUUGAAAACUAUUAUUCGAGUUCCAAACGCUCAUGCUUCGGUGAUUACAGGCCUAACGUUCAGCAAAUGUACAUCUGAGGCCCGCGAACUUGUCGAUAGUGAUAUUGCUUUAAUAAGUAUAUCAAUAGACAAGAAUUUCUGUAUAACAACUUUACCCAAAAGAAGAGAAAUAAGUAUCGUUUUCCUCAUUUUGGUUGUAAUCAUUGCCAUUUACAUUGCAUUUAGCUACAUGGCCUAUUUGGGUAUCUAA
Molecule: messenger RNA, 1194 nt
Organism: Trichoplax adhaerens
Lineage: Eukaryota; Metazoa; Placozoa; Uniplacotomia; Trichoplacea; Trichoplacidae
Exons: 9
Coding region: 1-1194 (397 amino acids)
Biological process (GO): protein secretion
Cellular component (GO): endoplasmic reticulum membrane
Molecular function (GO): GTPase activator activity; guanyl-nucleotide exchange factor activity; protein binding
Source: RefSeq, a predicted model, not a curated record